Messenger RNA from Anopheles darlingi, 1154 nucleotides. RefSeq lists its product as uncharacterized. Lineage: Eukaryota; Metazoa; Arthropoda; Insecta; Diptera; Culicidae. The record is from RefSeq and is a predicted model, not a curated record. The coding region runs from base 6 to 893 and encodes 295 amino acids. The transcript has 3 exons.
CUCAAAUGAUCUUCUUUCGUUCGAUUUCAGAUUUUAACUGGAUUCCAUGGACUUCGCAUCAGGGCGUUCCUCCAAGGGCCGUCCAUGCCGGUAAUGAUCCGGAUGGUUCGUUGAUUUACGUCGGCCGAGCACAUCACGAGGGUGACCUACUGCCGGCCAAGGUAAUCCCUAGCAAGAAGAUCUGCUACGUGUCGCACAAUGGAGCCGAUGUCUCUAAGUCAACGUUCGAGGUGCUGAUCGGAUCGGCCUUUACCUGGGUUCCUAGUGUUAACGGGCAGAUACCGGGAGAGGCUGUACUUGGAGGUCGUACGGCAACCGGUGAACAGUUGUACAUCGGGCGUACCCAUCAAGAGGGCAGCCUAAUACCGGGUGAGAUUCAUCGAUCGGACAGUUGUCUGUAUAUCCUAUUCGAUGGCACCGAGCACAGCUUCAGGCAGUACGAGGUGUUAACGGGUUCGUCACGCUCAACCUGGAAACGGUGUUCGGCACAUGCGCCCCUCCCUCUGGGUGCCAUCUUGGCCGGUAAGGAUUCGGAUGGUUCAUCGAUCUUCAUUGGUCGGGCGUAUCAUGCGGGUGACCUGUUACCGGCAAAGGUGAUACCCUCGAAACACGCUGCAUAUGUGUCACACGCAGGUGAUCAGACAUCGAUACAGACAUACGAGGUGCUCUGUAAUGGGGACAUGUCCUGGGUACCGUGCGAAGCUGGUUACGUACCACCGAAAGCUGUCGUCGGUGGACGUACUGAUUACGGAGAAUUGUUGUACAUUGGACGCGCACGCUACCGUAAUACGCUAACUCCGGGAAAGAUCCAUCCGAGCCUUAAGACGCUCUACAUCGCGUACGGUGGGAAUGAAAUCAGUAUCGAUAGCUACGAGGCUCUAGUCGAGAACUAAGAAAACGUCUUUCUACUAGAAUGAUUGAGUAAAGACCAAUUUUAUCAACCGCCCAGUCGCUACCAUGACGUUGUUCACGAAUGUUAUCACCUUAAGGAUCGGUAGGUUCUUAAUGCAUACCGUUUGGCGAUACAAUAUUUAAAAAACAUUUCGUUUGUGCUUUAGUGGCUUAGAGCUUUGAAGAAUAGCGAUCUAUGGUUCAGAACAGGAAGCGCAACAUGUAUUUUCACCUGUAAUCCCAGCUUGUGAAAUGGAGAAGAA